This is a messenger RNA of Entelurus aequoreus (snake pipefish), 6073 nucleotides long. It is a transcript of the gene sema4ba, whose product is annotated as sema domain, immunoglobulin domain (Ig), transmembrane domain (TM) and short cytoplasmic domain, (semaphorin) 4Ba. Gene Ontology annotation, molecular function: semaphorin receptor binding; chemorepellent activity. The transcript has 15 exons. The record is from RefSeq and is a predicted model, not a curated record. Gene Ontology annotation, biological process: axon guidance; negative chemotaxis; negative regulation of axon extension involved in axon guidance. The coding region runs from base 442 to 2985 and encodes 847 amino acids. Lineage: Eukaryota; Metazoa; Chordata; Actinopteri; Syngnathiformes; Syngnathidae.
UCCUUUCAAAGAGCUAUUUGUAAACGGCCGCUCGUUCACGAACGACCCACGCUCCGUGGAAGAGAAGAGAAGAGACGCGAGGAGUGCGUGGACCUGCUCAGUCACACAACUGUCAUUGAGCAAAUAAACACCGCCGCCUUCUGUGGAUUGUUCUCUUGGAGGGAAGCUGUUUGGAGACGGAAAAAGGGAGUUUGGGGUCCACGGCUGGCCAAGAAUAUCUCAGAGGGAGCCUACGUUGUUGUGUAUGCAUGGAGUCCGCCCGGAGGAAGCUGAGGUACAGGCCGUCCCUCCAAACCAGCAUCUCUUGCAAACACAAGGGUGUGCCCGAAACAGCAUAGGCCUUCCUUUCAAGGAGCCUGGAGCUCUGUGAGGAGCGAGAAGGAAGUGAGGAAAGGAAAAAUAAAAACACGGAUCCUUUUGAUGAAUUCUACCAAAACCUGAAUGUCAAACAGAGGCUGCCGGUCCAGAGGAGACACGUGGACAAUGAGUAUGGCCUUUCUCCGCCUCCAAGUCUUGACUCUUCUACUUGUUAUUUCUCUCCGUUCGGCGGCUGCUGAGCAUGACGUCACUCCACGCCUCACCUUCUCUUACGAUGCGGAGGAGAGGACAUCCAGGCGUUUCUCAGUGGGCGGGGUCUUCAACUUCACGUCUCUCCUGCUCAGUAAAGAAGAUGACACGCUGUACGUCGGCGCUCGAGAGGUUCUGUUUGCGCUCAACCUCUCGGACAUCAGUGCGGCAAAACUGCAAAGAAACCUCACAUGGAAAACUCCAGAGAGGAAGCGAGGCGAGUGCAGUUUUAAAGGAAAAGACCUGCAAACCGACUGCUUCAACUACAUCAAGAUCUUAUUGAGCGUGAACAGCACUCAUCUUUACGUGUGCGGAACGUACGCCUUCAGCCCCAUCUGUGCUUACGUCAACACUGCCAACUUCUCCCUCGUCACGACCGACACUGGCGAGAUUGUGACCGAGGACGGACGGAGCCGUUGCCCCUUCAACCCCGAGUACAAGUCCACCGCCAUCAUGGCUGAUGGAGAGCUGUACGCUGGCACAGUCAGCAAUUUCCAGGGGAACGAACCCAUCAUUUAUAAGAGUCUCAGCCAAGGAAUGGCUCUCAAAACAGAAAAUUCCCUUAACUGGCUUCAAGACCCGGCUUUUGUUGGCUCCGCCUACAUCCAGGAAAGCUUGCCCAAGGGCAACCCGGUGGGCGACGACGAUAAGAUUUAUUUCUUCUUCAGCGAGGCGGGAAAGGAGUUUGAUUUCUUUGACAACACCAUCGUGUCGCGCAUUGCUCGCGUGUGCAAGGGAGACAUGGGAGGCGAAAGGGUCCUGCAGAAAAAGUGGACAACGUUUCUAAAAGCUCAACUUCUGUGCUCACUGCCUGAUGACGGAUUCCCGUUUAACAUCAUCCAGGACAUGUUUGUGCUGACACCCAGCCCAGGGGACUGGAAGAAGACUGUGUUCUAUGGAGUCUUUACCUCUCAGUGGUACAACGGUGCGUCAGGAAGCUCCGCCGUGUGUUCCUUUACCAUGGAGCAGGUAGAAAAGGCCUUCAGCGGCCGAUACCGCGAGGUCAACAGAGAAACCCAGCAGUGGUACGCUUACAACCAUCCCGUCCCCGAACCUCGACCUGGAGCGUGUAUCACAAAUGGGGCCCGGAGCCAGGGCGUCCCGUCAUCACUUCACAUGCCAGACAAGGUGUUGAAUUUUGUCAAAGAUCACUUCCUCAUGGACAGCGUGCUUCGCAGCCAGCCUCUGCUGCUCAAACGCCACGUUCGCUACACGCAGAUUGCAGUGCAUCAAGUGCGGGCAGAGCACAAGGCCUACCAUGUGCUUUUCAUCGGGACAGAUGACGGCAGACUCCACAAAGCCAUGAGUGUGAAGAACAAGAUGCACAUCAUCGAGGAGAUGGUGCUAUUCCAUGACUCCCGGCCCGUGCAGCACAUAGAGCUCGACGCCGAAGAGGGUCGGCUCUAUGUUUCCACUUUCUCUGAACUGAUGGAGGUCCCAGUAGCUAACUGCACUAAUUACCAGAGCUGCGGGGAGUGCAUCCUCUCCAGGGACCCUUACUGCGCCUGGAAUGGCAGGCAGUGCGUGGAUGUCAGACGGGCUUCACCAAGCAACGUGUUGCAGCAGGAUGUGGACAAUGCAGACGCAGCAGCUAUUUGCAACAGGACGGUGGCCAGCGCACGCUUUGCUAAAUCUGCACACGCGCGAACGUCGACAUGCCAGUUGAUCACUAUUCCCGCCAACACCUUCCAAGUGUUGCCUUGCGAGCUGCGUUCCAAUCUGGCGGAGAGGGCGUGGGUGUUCAGCGAGAGCUCGGGUCACUUUCACUACCCGAGUCCGGACGGGGGUCUGGUGGUGGUGGCCCAGGCCGACCGACGAGAGACCUACGAGUGCUGGUCCGUGGAGGAAGGCUUCCGACAGCUGCUGGCCAACUACUGCGUGAGGGGCGAGGCCAAGCGCGAGAACAGCACCCAGACGGGCCGCACGCGGGCGCCGGCCGCGCCGCAGGAAGAGUUCGUCAUCCUGCCCGGUGAGGCUCGCUCCCCGCAGAUCAACGCCAAGACCUACUGGAACGAGCUCAUCGUGGUCUGUGCCCUCUUGGCCUUCUCCCUGCUGGUCUUCUCCCUGUUCGUGGUCUACCGGCACCGCGACCACAUGAAGUCCAUGCUCAAGGAAGGCGAGUGCCCCAACAUGCAGCAGAAGAAGCCCAGGACGGCGGCGAAGCCCGUGGAGAACUUGCCGCUCAACGGCAACGCGGCGGCCGCCACCGUGACGGACCACAAGGGCUACCAGACACUCCACGACAACUACAUCUGCGGCACGCCGUCGCACGAGUGCCCGUCGCCUGACAACGGCAAGAGCUUCUCCGAGGCGGAGAAGAGGCCUCAGGACUUGCAGGAUAGCCGAGUGGAGAUCUCGUCCACCAGCCCACGGCCUCGGGUCAGACUGGGAUCGGAGAUAAAAGACUCGGUGGUGUAAAGACUGCUCGGGACUACUUGGAGUGAAUGAACACAAGCGAGCGAGCGCCUGCUGAAGUACUCAAUGGAAAAAAGGAGAGUGGGGGUUGGGGGGACAUUUCAUCACAUGACGUUUGCACUUUGUCCUCACUCGUGCUGUUCCCGUGGUUCAUGGACAUUUCUUUCGAUGCUUUCAAAGCGCACUGAUCGCCUUCAGACAUUUUGGUGCUUUCACGAUACAACAGAAUGUAAGUCGUGCUUGCAAAGACUCCCGCCAUGGCCAAGUUUUUCCACACAUGAUGCGGCCCAUGAGCCAUACUACUGUACUGCCCGUGAGAGCACUUGGUCAUACCUGCCAUGCGUUUCUACAAAGAAAUCAACCCCACUAAUCAUGUGUUCCGUAUUCAUCUGACUCUAUUUUUAAAAAAUCAGUUUUGUGGAAAAAUUAGUCACUAUUCCUUAAGUUCCCCAAUUCUGGAUUUAGGAGCUCUCUUAGACUUUUAUAGCGCGGCCUCUCAGUCCGUCCUUAUCACUUUGAAGAGAGGUAUUUAAACCAGCCAAUAGGAGCCUAGCAAUCACUGAGGCUAUGCACUAUCUACUGUACUGUAGCAAGGUCAACACAAAGCACAUCAUUUAACCCAGGGGUGUCAAACUCAUUUUAGAUCGGGGCCACGUGGAGAGAAAUACACUCCCAAGUGGGCCGGACUGGUAAAAUCACGGCACGAUAACUUAGAAAUAAAGACAACUGCAGAUUGUUUUCUUUGUUUAAAAAUAGAACGAGCACAUUCUAAAAUUGUACACAUUAUAAAGUUGUUGGGUUUUUUUUACACUUACAUGUUGCAGUUAAUAGUAUUCAAAUUUAUAUUUUCUGAAUAAAUUAUGAGAUAAUGUUCACCAGUCAACUCAUUGGUGUUCAUUUUCAAUCUAUCAAGAUUAAAAAAACAUAUCAAAAUCAAAUUACAGGAUGUUAUUUAUGUAGUGUGAUCAUUUUCCUCGACUUAUGUACUAACAUCGUGUGGUUUAUUUUGUACAUAUGUAGCAUCAUCUACAAAGAUACAAAUAAUUGCUAUUGCGACAUCCAGUGGACACAUUAAGAACAGCUGUUUCUUUCAUACAAAAAUUUCAGGUUAAUAUUUAUACUUAGCAAACUCAUCCCCCGGGCCGGAUAAAACCUAUUCGCGGGCCUGAUCUGGCCCUCGGGCCGUACGUUUGACACCCCUGAUUUAACCAUAUAGCAACAGGAAGCACAACAGUAAAAAGUACUUUCUUUCUUCUCUUCCUUUUUUUCCAUUUACUUCAGGCAAUUACACCGUAAAGUACAAGAUGGAUGACACAUAAUAAUAUUACGUCAUAUAGUGCAAACAUGAAUAUACAGUAUGUAAUCAUGACAAUAAAGUUCUGCCUGGUAGGAAGUGGGAAGAACAUAACAUUUUGAAUCCAACCCAGUUCCCCAUUCGGCGAUGAACACAUUGAGAAUCACUGUUACUUUGUAUAAGGAUUAUUAUACAAAUGCUAUAUCACGGUGGCGUUACCACACGUAAAAAAAAAUAUCAAUACAUUGUUACAACAAUUUAUACCAACAGUGUAAGAGGAAUAAACAGGAAACAUUGAGCACAGUUUAACAAUACGUGACAGAGUACAGCUAUUCAAUAUGACGAUUGCAGUGCAAAUACUACAAGUCCCUAACAAAUAAGGUGUACAAUACAUGAAAACAAGAGGGACACGGAAAAGGACAAAGAUCACAGAUCUGAUGCAACCAGCUGCCACUUCAUCGGAGCUAUCUAUACACACAGCUACAAAAGUAAAACACACACACGAAAAAAAAGCAAAACAUUCUGUAACACAUUGUGCAUAUACGAUAGCACCAUGCAUAGACGAACAACAAAACAAAACAAAAACACCAUUUCAACACCCACACGCCAUCGUCUGCUGGGACAGGAACACACUCAACAAAGCAACCAAGAGAGCCAACUCCGUCCUAGGCUACCCACUAGACUGCGCUCUUAACUCCCAACAUUUGUAUCUUAAAUCAACGUCCUGCAUUUCAAAUUCAUUCAUUUCAUUCAUUUAAUUUGUGCUCGGGCCCUACAAAACAGCACAGUUUUUACAUGUAACAUGCCUUUUAAAAGGAAAAACAAACAUGUCGAGAAUAAAUAUUGUGUGAAAACAAUACAUUAGAAUGUACUGCUAACGACUACAGUAGUUUUUUUUGAAGUAAUGUAAUAACAAUGUACAGCAUUUACCUCGGAGAGUGAACUUCUAUGGUAUCUCCUUCGAGCUGCUUCUUCGUCAAACAUACCAUCAGCAGCUUCUUCAUAUUCUCAUGGAUAAAUGCCUGCCGUUGUAGCCCACAUUAGCCGGGAGACAGGGCUUCUCUCAAAACACUCUUAAGUUGAGGUAGUACCCUGUAUUUCAAAAAGCAGGAUUAACAUAAAGACACCAAUCAUCAUCACUGUAUGAAGCCUGACUUAUUAUUACAGUUUCUUUUCUUCGACCAAAUAUGCGAUUCAAGGGGAACACAAACCUGUUUCAGGUAUUAACGUGGGCUGUCUAUGCAAAAGCACACCGUAGGAAGGUAAGAGAUGAACCCGACAACAAGUAAGCACAAAGACUAGAGCUAUCACUUUAAGAUCAAACCUGGCACUGCAAACCAAAACGUCAAUUAUUGUAUCACUUAACGUUUCCGUCGCAGCAGUUCUUGGUUUGGAUAUUAAAAAUGACGUGGCCAAAUGUGUGUUCAGAAAGGGAAAUAAUACAUGUUUUGUUUUUUUAUCCAUCAUCUGGUCUGAAUGUUUUUAUGAGUGGAAACAUCAUUUUUAAUUAUAUUGUCUUCAACCCAUUAAAGCAAUAACUUCUAUUAUUGUACACAUAAAGGUCAUGCAUUUGAUUAGUCACCGUAUUUUACGGACUAUAAGCCGCACCCACUAAAUUUUAGAAGAAAAACAGAUGUUUUCAUAUAUUAGCUUCAUCGGACUAUUAGCUGGAGAUAUAUACAGUACUUUGUGAAAUGAGAUAAUUGCAUAGAAAGGUUUUGUAAAUAUUAGACAUACCUUAAUUGUUUCCUGUAACACGGCAGUAAAAUACUGAGCCCCUAAAGGGACAUGGGGGAA